GUGGGCCUCCAGGGUGGCCCCGGCCGUCUGCCUGGAAACCUAUGUACGGGUCUGGGGCCUUGUGGUUAGUCGCAUUUGGUGCAUCUGGCACGAAUUCCUUUCCCCAUCUUGGUGGGCGAAGAGCAAGGUGAGCUGCGAGAACAGCACCGGCGCCGGGCUGUCGCUGCUUCCUGUUCCGGCUGUCGCUGCUCAUGCCGAAUCUGGGACAGACGGCGGAGGCGGGGUUGGACUCUGGCACGAUCUCAGCGGCGACGGUUCCACAGGCGUGCGAGCCGCCGUUCGUUGUGGGCGAGUGCGGUGAUGCUACGCCGGAUUCGGCCGUAGUAACGCCGGAUCCGGCCGUCGAAGCGCCCUUGCCGUACAUUCAACUACUGGAUCAAGUGGUGGGCUUGGUUGAUGUCCAGUCCUCCGGUGCUUCCUGCAAGAGCUUCAGUGCUGGUGGCGGAGAUCUGGCAUCCGCAAACCCCGGGUGCGGCACUCCUGCCGGCGUCUCGCACACAUCCGCCGAGUCCAGCCGCCGCAGUGCCUCGUCGGGUUCCUGCACGACAUUCAGUUCCGGGGGCGUGUGCCUGCCGUCGGCGCGAGACGCCAACGAUACGCCGGCCGUCGUCUCAAGCUCGGCCGUGCAGUCCUUAGCCCAAAACGGGGCGGCCUCGGGGAACAGCACCAUCCGCGUUGGAUGGAAACGCAGGCCUAGAGGUCCUCGUGCGCCAGACGAGAGAUCUGUAGUAGUUGAUCGUGUGCCGCCGCUUGAAGCUGCAAUUAGAGGAUUCGCUGAUAGGGGGACUGAGGUGGUCGUCAACCCGGUGCUUGGCACAAUUUUUGAUUCGCUGGCAGAGGCGUAUGAAUUCUAUAAUCUCUAUUCCUGGGAGGUUGGAUUUGGGAUUCGAUAUGGCAAGAGCAGGCAAAAUGUCAGUGGCACGAAAUGUAUGCAAGAGAUUGUGUGUGGCUGCGCUGGGAAACCAGAGAGGGAGAACAGCUCGUCAAUGAGGAGCAAUUGCGCCGCCAUGCUUCGUUUGCACCGGACAGAUGAUGGGGGGUGGUAUGUAUCUGAAAAUCGUGCAUCCCACAACCAUGAAAUGCUACGGACCUGUGCUGAGAAGUUACACUGGCCAUCACACCGGCACAUUGACACAUACACAAGGGAUCUUGUGAAACAGUUGCGCCAGAACAAUGUAAACCUGGGGAAGGUCUACAGCAUAAUCGGCAGCCUGUUUGGUCGGAUGGAGAACGUCCCGUUCACAAAGAGGUGCCUUAGAACAUUUUGUGGAAAGCUUAGUAAGGAGCAGGCGGAUGAUGAUGUGCGGAAGACUAUGGAUGCAUUCUCUGAGCUGGGAUCAAAUGAUCCGGAGUUUUCUUAUGUUGUUGAAGUUGAUAAAGAAAGCAAGAUAAAAACACUGCUGUGGACUAAUGGUAGAAGUAAGAUGCAGUACCACAAUUUCGGGGAUGUGUUAACGUUCGACACUACUUACAAGACAAAUCUAUACGACAUGCCUUUUGGGAUAUUCGUCGGGGUGAACAAUCACUUCCAGAGUAUAAUCAUGGGAGGAGUCAUGAUGAGAGAAGAAACGAUUGAGAGUUUCAAAUGGGUUUUCACGGAGUUCAUUAGACUGAUGGGCGGCAAGCAUCCAAAAACAAUACUUACAGAUCAAGCACGCGCAAUGGAGGUUGCUAUAGAACAAACAAUGCCAGAUACCACACACAGGUGGUGCAAGUGGCAUGUUCUCCGGAAGGCGAAGGAGCACCUCGGGCCGCAUUACACAAAAGCAGUGAUUUUAGGGCUGCGUUGCACAAGGUGGUCAAUGAAAUGCUGACUGUGGACGAGUUCGAAUCUGCUUGGGCUUCCCUGCUUGACAAAUACAAGCUUCACAACAACACGUUCCUCAUACAAAUUUUCGAGGUUCGUCACAAGUGGGCGAAGUCUUAUUCUAGUGUCAAGUUCUGUGCGAAGCAAACGAGUACGCAAAGAAGCGAGAGUGCAAACCAUUUGUUGAAAGGCUACAUCCCGCCUGCAUGCCCCAUGAACCUUUUUGUGAAGCAAUAUAGCAAAUUGCAGUUCGACCGUGAAGCUGAGGAAGGAUUCCAAGAGAAGAGAACGAGGCUGGGCGGGAUAGUUCUCCGAUACAAUUACCCUUUGGAGGAGCAUGCAAGUAAAGUCUAUACCCGGACAAUGUACGAGAUGUUUGGCCAGGCUUUGUAUCGCUCUGGUAGGUAUGAUGUUGAGGAAGUUGAGCGGGGCAUAACCUACCACGUGCGACAUGUUGAAGCUGAGAAGCGAGAGAAGUGGUGCCGUGAAAUGCAUGUGGUCAGUGUCCAUGAUGGCGGUGCUAGGUACACAUGCGAAUGUGGGCUGUUCGAGCACAUGGGGAUGCUUUGUUGCCAUGCUAUCAAGGUUUUAAUUCAUUUGGGAGUGAGGAAAAUACCCAGAUUCCAUGUCAUGAAAAGGUGGACAGUAGAUGCCCGCGACAAUUUUCCACUACACCUUCUCCAUUACCAAAAGGAUCAAGGGCCUCCGCGGUUAUCCUCCUACAGGCAUACAACACUGCACCUGACCGCGCUUGAGUUUGUCCAUCUUGGUGAUAGCAAUGUCGAUGCAUUCGAUAGAGCAAUGGACAUAUUGAUUGCAGGCAAGGCAGAGCUGACUGUUUUGGCGGCGGUCAAGGAUGGCAAAAGUUUGGUGGACCAAACUCAAAUUGGGGAAUCAGCCAAUCCCACUCAGGGGAUCGGCGCAAGUUCUUCGCAACCAGACGACAUGUGUUCUCAGAUGUUCAUCUCCACCGAGUGUGGGCUUAGUUCUGUUUCUGGUGAAGCUGGGUCCAGUAUCUCACUGUCGACGUUGCUGCCGCCUGAUAGGAAGAAGCAGAAGGGUAGGCCAACCACGGCGAGGGACAAACCUGGAUAUGAGGUCAAGGACGCGCGAUCGAAAUUUUGUACGGUUUGCAAGGAGAAAGGGCACAAGAGUUUGGAUC
Messenger RNA from Triticum dicoccoides, 2969 nucleotides. Its product is annotated as protein FAR1-RELATED SEQUENCE 5-like. NCBI's taxonomy places the organism in Eukaryota, Viridiplantae, Streptophyta, Magnoliopsida, Poales, Poaceae. The transcript has 7 exons. The coding region runs from base 192 to 1814 and encodes 540 amino acids. The record is from RefSeq and is a predicted model, not a curated record.